Pneumocystis murina B123 is the source of this 3293-nucleotide messenger RNA. RefSeq lists its product as hypothetical. The record is from RefSeq and is a predicted model, not a curated record. Gene Ontology annotation, biological process: endocytosis; clathrin coat assembly; actin filament organization. The transcript is spliced from 14 exons. Lineage: Eukaryota; Fungi; Ascomycota; Pneumocystomycetes; Pneumocystales; Pneumocystaceae. Gene Ontology annotation, molecular function: phosphatidylinositol-3,5-bisphosphate binding; actin filament binding; clathrin light chain binding. The coding region runs from base 40 to 3183 and encodes 1047 amino acids. Gene Ontology annotation, cellular component: clathrin-coated vesicle; actin cortical patch.
CAACCCUUUAACGACCAACAUCUUGAAUGACUGUAAAAAAUGGACUAUCGUUAUCAAGAACAUAGAAAUAAGGAUUCAUAUAUAUCUCGGAAUAUUGAUUUGAACCGCUCAGAAUCAGAUUUAGCAGUAAAUAUUAAGAAAGCAACAAGUAUUAAGGAAACAGCACCUAAAAGAAAGCAUGUUAGAAGUUGUAUAGUAUACACUUGGGAUCAUAAGUCAUCAUUAUCAUUUUGGGCGGGACUUAAAGCUCAGCCUAUUUUAUCAGACGAUAUUCAGAUUUUUAAAGCAUUAAUAUGCAUGCACAAAGUAAUUCAAGAGGGGCAUCCUGUUACGCUUCAGGAAGCACAGGCUCAGAAAUCAUGGCUCGAAAUUUGUUCUCGCUCGGUAAUUGGAGGAAAUGUCAAAGGAUACGGAAAUUUGGUGAAAGAAUAUGUGGAGUUUUUAAUAGCUAAACUUUCAUUUCAUAAGUUACAUCCAGAGUUUAAUGGAAUGUUUGAAUAUGACGAAUAUUUAACACUUAAAAAUACAAGUGAUCCAAAUGAGGGAUAUGAAACUAUUACAGAAUUAAUGCAAUUACUGGAUCGAAUUGAUUUAUUUCAGAAAACGAUAUUUUUGCAUUUUAGAAGUGGAUCUACUAAUGAAUGUCGGAUUGCAGCGUUAGUUCCUUUGGUUCAAGAAAGUUAUGGAAUAUACAAAUUUAUUACAAGUAUGAUUCGUGCUAUUUAUCAUAGUACACAAUUUAGUGAGGGCAUUAAGCCUCUUAAAUUGAGAUAUAAUUCUCAACAUCAUAAACUUGUUAAAUUUUAUUAUGAAUGUUCUAAUCUUAGAUAUCUUGUUAAUUUGAUAUCAAUACCAAAAUUGCCUCAGGAUCCAGAAGAUUUAAUAGAAGAUUUCGAAUUAUCUUCACAGAAAUUUUCUAUACAGGAAAAAGAUUCAUUAUCAGAAGGGUCAUCGAAAAAUGAAAAUAAUCAUGAUAUUAGUAAGUCAUCUAAUAUUUUGUCUAUUAGUCAAAUGCAAAAAACACCUACAUACGAAGAACUUCAAGCUCAAAAAGAAACAGAAUAUGCGAAACAAGAAUUUGAUCAACAAAAAUUAGCUCAUGAGCGACUACUAAAUGAACAAUAUCAGGCGUAUAUUCAAAAUAGAGUCUCGGAAUUAGAACAAGAAGUUUUUAAUAUGCAUGGACAAUAUAAUAGAGACCAGCAUAUGCUUGAACAAUAUGAUAAGAAAGUUAAAAUUUUAGAGAAUGAAUUACAGAAUUUAAAUAUUAAUGCAUCUCAACAAAUUGAAAGUAAAGAUAGUUACAUCAAGUCUCUUCAAGACCAGAUUAUUAUGUGGAAAAAUAAGUACGAGUCUUUAGCACAAUUAUACACUCAACUUCGUGAAGAACAUAUAGAUUUUCUUUCAAAAUUUAAACAAGUUCAAUUAAAAGCAGCAUCUGCUCAAGAAUCUAUUGAAAAAAAAGAAAAAAUAGAAAAAGAAAUGGAUAGCAAAAAUAUGGAGUUAACUAUUAUAACUCGUGAAAGAGAUCGUUUAAAACUUGAUAUGGAUAAAUUAAAAAAUCAAAAAGAGGAACUGGAUAAAAUUAACAAAAAUUUAAUGUCGAGUUUAGAAAAAACUGAAAGUUCCGAAAAAUCCAAAUCUCUCGAGCUUUCUUCAUUAACAUCUAAAUAUAAUAAAGAGGUUUCGGAUUUUGAAAAAUUGCUUCUGGCUAAACAAGAAAUGAUUGAUGAGAUAUCAUUAAAGUUACAAGAAUCAUAUGAUCAAUUAGAAACAGUAUCGAAAGAAAAAGAUGAUGAGUUAGAAAUUUAUAAGGCCGAAAUGGAUUCUGCAUUUAUGAAACUCAAUGAUUUACAUAUGAAUAAUCGUAAUAUGGAUUCUGCUAUUAAUUCUGAAAUUAACCGCAUUUUAACUGAUAAUUCGAAAAAACUUAAUAAUAUUAUUGAUGCUAUUUUGCAAAGUGCUAUACAAAUAAUUGAUAAUUCUUUAUACGAGUUAGUUUCUCCUAUGCAAACGGGUAAUCAAAAUUCAACUCCUGAAUAUUUGCUAUCAACAAUUGAGAAAGGGAGCUCUAAUGCUAUGGAUUUUUUUACUACUUUUAGUAAUUUUAUAGUGGAUAGUCCUAAUGGAGAUCAUUCUGAAAUAAUACGAUUGAUUAAUAUAUUUUCGAGCUCUGUCAGCGAAAUACUUACUAAUGCAAAAGGAAUUGUCAGACUUGCUGGUGAUGAUGACAUUGGAGAAAGGCUUAUUUCAUAUGCCCAUGAUUUUGCUAUUACUUCACAGAGGAAUUUAGAAGCAUUACAAACACAUUCGUUAAUAGAUCUUUCAGAUGAAAAAAAGAUUGAAAUAGUUAUUUCAAAAAAUUUAGAUGUUCAAUUAUGUUUAAAAAAGCUUGCCCAGUUAUCCGAAAAUUUUGUACCUAAAGAGAUUGUGGAUUUGGUUGCAAAUUCAAAGGAAGAUAUAGGAGAUUUAGUAGAUAGAGAAUUAAGAAAUGCAUCACAUGCAAUUGAAGAAGCAGCUGCUCGCUUAAGCAAGUUAAAGGAGCGACCGAAAGAUUUACAAUUCACAUGUUCCGAAUUACAAAUACAUGAUUCUAUACUUGAAGCAGCAAUCGUUAUUACUAAUGCAGUUUCCCGACUAAUUAGAGCAGCAACAGAUUCUCAAAAUGAAAUUGUUAGUCAAGGAAAAGGCUCUAGUACCAGGGCUGCAUUUUAUAAAAAGAAUAAUCGAUGGACUGAAGGGCUUAUUUCUGCAGCUAAGACUGUUGCUGGAUCAACAAAUAUUCUUAUUGAAACUGCAGAUGGAGUAAUUAAUGGCAGGAAUAUCCAUGAGCAAUUGAUCGUGGCAUCUAAUGAAAUGGCUGCUGCUACAGCUCAACUUGUAGCUGCAUCAAGAGUUAAAGCAAGUUUUAUGUCAGAAACACAACAGAAAUUAGAAGAUGCUUCAAAAGCUGUUUCACUUGCAUGCAAAACGCUUGUCAAACAGGUACAGGAUAUUGUAGAAUCUCGUUUUCAACAGGAUAAUAUUUUUGAUUAUUCCAAACUUACACCACAUGAAUUUAAAGUACACGAGAUGGAACAACAAGUUGAAAUCCUUAAACUGGAAAACCAACUUGCGAACUCAAGAAAGAAAUUAGGAGAAAUGAGAAAGGUUUCUUACUACAAAGAAAUAAUCGAAUCAUAAUUUUCUAUUUUAUAAAACAUUUAGCCUAAAACUAUUUUAUUCCAAAACUUUUUUAAAAAUAUAUUAUCAUCAAACACAUUUCAUAUUACACAAAUAUCUUAGAAAUAGAC